AUGGAUUUCAUGGAUCAUUCCGUGCAUGAGGCUGCAGCUUCAGGAGAUGUUGACUUCUUAAGAGCAAAUGUUGCAGAUGAUAUUCUUCUUCAGAAAACUCCUAAUGACAAUAAUAUUCUUCACAUUGCAGCUGAAUUCAAGCAAACAAAUUUCUUCAAAAACAUUCCAAAUCAAUCUCCACUGUUUUGGGACACCAACAAGAAGGGCAACACUCCCCUACACGUUGCUGCAAGAGUAGGCUGUGAUGACAUUGUAAAGCUACUACUCGCUCAAGCAGUGAGCACACUUGCCAGUGGAGGAGUUGAUCAGGAAAGCGGACUCACUGGUAAAGAAGCCCAGAAAGAGUUGGUACGAAUGACCAACUGUGAAAUGGAUACAGCACUGCAUGUUGCUGUCCGAUAUGGUCAUGGUGAAAUCGUGAAUUUGCUAAUGGAAUUUGAUCAUGAAUUGUGUUGUCUCACAAAUAGCGCCAAUGAAUCACCAUUGUUCCUAGCAGUACGCCGGGGGUUUCUAUCCAUAGCUCGUUCUAUUUUACAGGAGUAUCAAAUAUGUCCUUCUUUUCAGGGGACCCAUGAUGUGACGGCUUUGCAUGCGGCAAUAACUUGCGCGGGCAAAGAAGCUGAAGAAAUUGUGAGAAUUAUGGUAUCCUAUGAUGGUGCUAAGAUAAUCCGAGAACGCGCCGCAAUUGGGUGGACUCCAUUACACUACGCAGCAUUAAGAGGGAACCUUGAAGCAAUUCGACUGGUGAUUAAAGAGGAUAGCUCUGCUUGUUACAUACUGGACAUAGCCGGAAUGUCAGCUCUUCAUCUUGCAGCCUAUGCAGGCCACAUCCAAGUUAUCGAAGAGUUUAUCACACGUCAGCCUGGCACUUGUGAUUUGUAUAAUGAGAAAGGCCAGACGAUUCUUCAUGUUGCAGUUUUAGGGGGACGUAAAGAUGUAGUCAAUUACAUUUUGACGACGCCUAAGCUUGCGAGACUUAUAAAUGAAGCAGAUAAAGAUGGAAACACCGCUAUGCAUCUAGCAGCCAUUCACAAAAAUAUUGGAAUUAUACGCAUUUUGGUACGCAACCCUAUGGUGGAUAAGACUGCUCUCAACAAGGAAUUCUUAAAGGCCUUUGACAUUUUAGUUGGCAACAAAUAUGGAGAGGAUGUCAAUGGUCUUCCUACUCUUUUCCACAUGGGUUACCCCAUUGGCGUGCCGUUUUUCCAACAACAAAUCUGUCGUGAUUUCGUGAAAUUGGAAUCUGAAGCGAAUGACCAUAUGCUUGCCACAGAACCGAGACAAGAGACGCAAGCCUAUACAGAUAGGGACUUGAGAAGAUUUGACACCAAUCUACUGGUAGCAAUACUUAUCGCAACAGUCACAUUUGCAGCGGCUUUCACAAUGCCUGUAGGAUUCACAAGUGAUGGCAUGCCGGUUUUAUAUGACAAGGCAUCUUUCCAAGUCUUUCUGCUAUCCGAUGUCCUCUCCUUCUUUCUGUCAAUUUUAGUUGUUUUUAUUAAUUUCAUAGAGGCAACUGUGUUUGGAAUUGGAAGAGUUCAAGUCAUGCGUACAAGUCUUGUUCAAUAUUCCAUAGGAGGAAUGAUGGUGGCAUUUGCAUCAGGGUUGUUUGUAGUCUUGCCCCAACACAGUCCGUUUGGCAUUGGGGUCUAUCUAAUAUGUGGUAUUUUGUGCUUACUUGUCGCCCUUACAUUCCAGCGACCUGAGAGCGAGCGUCGGAGGAAGAUCCAAUGUCCCCGGACCAGCGAAAUUUGA
Messenger RNA from Prunus mume (Japanese apricot), 1755 nucleotides. RefSeq names its product protein ACCELERATED CELL DEATH 6-like. NCBI's taxonomy places the organism in Eukaryota, Viridiplantae, Streptophyta, Magnoliopsida, Rosales, Rosaceae. The record is from RefSeq and is a predicted model, not a curated record. Gene Ontology annotation, cellular component: plasma membrane. Gene Ontology annotation, molecular function: protein binding.